Artibeus jamaicensis (Jamaican fruit-eating bat) is the source of this 2756-nucleotide messenger RNA. It is a transcript of the gene ASCC2, whose product is annotated as activating signal cointegrator 1 complex subunit 2. The coding region runs from base 113 to 2380 and encodes 755 amino acids. Gene Ontology annotation, biological process: regulation of DNA-templated transcription. NCBI's taxonomy places the organism in Eukaryota, Metazoa, Chordata, Mammalia, Chiroptera, Phyllostomidae. The record is from RefSeq and is a predicted model, not a curated record. The transcript has 20 exons. Gene Ontology annotation, molecular function: ubiquitin binding.
AUCGCUGUUUGACCCCGGAAGUGCUUUUUGGAAGCUGUCACCGUGGACCGCGGUGGCUGCUGCCGCGGCACAUCCCCUGUAGUAGAGCCGCCGAGGAGAGUCACGCAGCACAAUGCCAGCUCUGCCCCUGGACCAACUCCAGAUCACGCACAAGGACCUGAAGACAGGAAAGCUGAGGACUUCACCAGCGCUGCACCCUGAGCAGAAGGCAGACCGGUAUUUUGUGUUAUACAAACCGCCCCCUAAAGACAACAUUCCCGCCCUAGUGGAGGAGUACCUGGAACGCGCCACCUUCGUAGCCAAUGACCUCGACUGGCUCCUGGCCUUGCCUCACGAUAAAUUCUGGUGCCAGGUUAUCUUCGAUGAGACCCUGCAGAAGUGCCUGGACUCCUACCUGCACUAUGUCCCCAGAAAGUUUGAUGAGUGGGUGGCCCCAGCCCCCGAGGUUGUUGACAUGCAGAAGCGCCUCCAUCGAAGCGUUUUUCUCACCUUCCUCCGAAUGUCCACUCACAAGGAAUCCAAAGAUCACUUCAUUUCCCCCUCUGCAUUUGGAGAAAUCCUCUACAAUAACUUCCUGUUUGACAUCCCAAAGAUCCUGGACCUCUGCGUGCUCUUUGGAAAAGGCAACUCACCGCUGCUCAAGAAGAUGAUAGGAAACAUCUUUACCCAGCAGCCAAAUUACUAUAGUGACCUGGAUGAAACCAUGCCCACCAUCCUUCAGGUCUUCAGCAAUAUCCUCCAGCACAGUGGUUUGCAAGGGGACGGGGCCAGCGCCACACCACAGAAGCUUGAAGAGAGGGGCCGGUUGACCCCCAGUGACAUGCCCCUCCUGGAAUUAAAGGACAUUGUUCUCUACCUUUGUGAUACCUGCACUACACUCUGGGCCUUUCUGGAUAUCUUCCCUUUGGCUUGCCAAACCUUCCAGAAACACGACUUCUGUUACAGACUUGCUUCCUUUUAUGAAAUAGCAAUUCCUGAGCUGGAGUCUGCAAUUAAGAAGAGGAGGCUUGAAGACAGCAAGCUGCUAGGUGACCUAUGGCAGAGGCUAUCCCAUUCCAGAAAGAAGCUACUGGAGAUUUUCCAUACCAUCCUGAACGAAAUCUGCCUUCUCCCUGUACUAGAAAGCAGCUGUGACAGCAUCCAGGGCUUCAUUGAGGAGUUCCUUCAGAUCUUCAGCUCUUUGCUGCAGGAGAAGAGGUUCCUCCGGGACUAUGAUGCACUCUUCCCAGUGGCUGAUGACGUCAGCUUGCUGCAGCAGGCCUCGUCAGUCUUAGAUGAGACACGGACUGCCUACAUCCUCCAGGCGGUUGAGAGUGCGUGGGAAGGGGUGGACCGACGGAAAGCCACAGGUGCUAAGGACCCACCCAUGGCCGAGGAUUUCAAUGGGGUUGUGCCAGCAGCGGGACCAGGCAGUGGAACGGCAUCGCAGCUGGAGAACUCGGAGCAAGUGGAGCUCUCUCCACAGUGCUUGGGGGCAGCUGCUGCCCCGGGCCCCGCUGUGUGCGGUGUGGAGCUGGACUCCCUCAUCUCCCAAGUGAAGGACCUGCUCCCAGACCUCGGGGAGGGCUUCAUCCUGGCCUGCCUGGAGCACUACGGCUAUGACCCGGAGCAGGUGAUCAACAACAUCCUGGAGGAGCGGCUGGCCCCUGCCCUCAGCCAGCUGGACCGAAGCCUAGACAGACAGGUGAAGCCAGACCCAACGCCUCUGCUGACUUCUCGGCACAACAUCUUCCAGAACGAUGAGUUUGACGUGUUCAGCAGGGACUCGGUGGACCUGAGCCGGGUACACAAGGGCAGGAGGAAGGGGGAGAGCACACGGAGCCUGCUGAAUGACAAGCGGGAGGUGGCGGCUCAGCGGCAGCGCUAUGAGCAGUAUAGUGUGGUGGUGGAAGAGGUGCCACUGCAGCCAGGUGAGGGCCUGUCCUACCAUGGUGAUGACUAUGAGGACGAGUAUGAUGACACGUACGAUGGCAACCAGGUGGGUGCCAAUGAUGCCGACUCCGAUGAUGAGCUCAUCAGCUGCAGGCCCUUCACCAUCCCUCAAGUGCUAAGAACCAAAGUGCCCGUAGAAGGGCAAGAGGAGGAUGAGGAGGAGGAGGAGGAUGAAGCUGAAGAGGAGGCCCCCAAGCCCGACCACUUUGUGCAGGACCCUGCGGUGCUUCGGGAGAAAGCAGAAGCCAGGCGCAUGGCCUUCCUCGCCAGGAAGGGGUACCGGCAUGACAGCUCGACAGCGGUGGCCGGCAGCCCUCGGGGCCACGGGCAGAACCGCGAGACGACCCAGGAACGCAGGAAGAAGGAAGCUAACAAGUCCACACGAGCCAAUCACAACCGGAGGACCAUGGCCGACCGCAAAAGAAAUAAAGGCAUGAUUCCAUCCUGAAGCCGCCACGCCAGGGCCAGGUGGGAGGCAGCAGUGCCAGGCCCACCAGGCUGCAAUUUCUAUGGCCCGAGGCCUCCUCACCAGGACCCCAAGUUCAACUCGACCCCUCGACAACCUCAGCAUUGCAGCCCCUGAGAAGGCCGCCUCGUUGUCCACCUGCUAAGUGUGAGCACCUUCGUCAGAACACACAGUGCCUUAUCCCACAGCAGAGGAGUCCAUGGGGCCAGCAAGCAGGCAAAAGAGAUGGGGACAGAGCCCCAAGGCAAACCUCUUGCAGCAAGAUACCACUCCCCUUUUUCUCUGGACACCAGGAAACCUGUAUAUUCAAAAACAAAAACAACAAAAGGCCUGCAAAUAAAGCGUUUAACCCUCGUAA